Molecule: messenger RNA, 1063 nt
Organism: Cantharellus anzutake
Lineage: Eukaryota; Fungi; Basidiomycota; Agaricomycetes; Cantharellales; Hydnaceae
Exons: 3
Coding region: 1-792 (263 amino acids)
Source: RefSeq, a predicted model, not a curated record
AUGUUUCCUCGUUUCAUUUUCGGAUGCUGGAGUAGGGUCUUGGUUUUUACCGCUUCCUUGGUAGUUCUUCCCGAAGAGGGGGCUGGGUUGGGAGGUGUCUGUAUUGUCGGAGUCGGAGUCGUGGGUGAUCUCCUCAUCCUGGUCAGCUAUAGUGACGGCGAAAUUUUGUGGCACAUUGGUUAUGGCUGCUGCCAUUUGUUCGUCCUCAGCCCUCAGCAGGGAUUGGAAGGUUGUAUGGAGGGGUACGGAUGGCUGUUCAGACUGGGACCUUGUCAGAGGUUAUGGGGUGAACAGGGGGGAUAUUUACCUCCAUGGUUUAGCGGGGAACUUGUUGGGGGGGAGGGAACUGACACAGUUCCUGCGGAGUUACCCGUUUUAUUCCCGGCUGCUAGAAUGCGUCGGUAUUUUCGGUUGGCGGUUAGGGGGGGGUUUGGGUUUUCCCGGAUCCGGGUGGGGGGCAAUUUCGGCGUGUGGGGUGGGCCGGGGUCGGGUCGGUUGUUGGUCAGGGUUUUCGUCAAUCUCGUCCACUGUGGCUGGGGGGGGGAGUUUCCCGGCCCUACUCCUAUCGUGGGCGCGGGGAAACUGGAGCCGGGGCUGCAGAGGUAUGAGAGGGGGUGUCUCCAGAACGCUCGGGAGAUCCGAAACUCGCUUUUUGGGGAUACCAGGUCGAGCUUAAUGGUGCAGUUUGGGUGUGUCGUGGAUAUGCUCUCGGAGGGGUUGUUGGGGAGUCAUAUGGUUGAGACGCAGAUCGGCGUAGUUAUAAAGGGACAGGGCGAUUGGGUAAGGGGGUGAGGGAGAGCGUUUCCUGCUGGGCCAUCUUGGCCAAUAGUGGCCGGGGGCUGCCUGGGUAGCCGUUAGGUGACGGGCCAGGCUUCGGUUAUGAUCGGUGGCUAGUGGUGGGUUAGGGCGUCAUUUGGGUGAGCAUUAGGGAGGUGGUACUUGUGGUUUCAUGGGCACUGUAUUGAGGUUAGGGCUGAGGCGGGCGAUUGGUAGGUUUCAUAGGGCUCUAGUUUUUAAUUUGAUUUUGGGGGGGUCCCGGGCUCGGUUGUCUGCUCGGGCUGCG